UUCUACACCCACAAAAAAUAUGAAGUGUGGUAACGAGUAACGACAAAUGCAGCAUUGGAUUAUUUCUCUCACACUAGAACUAGAUGCUAACGAGCUAUUCUUAGGUGCUAUUUGCUAAGUGCCAACCACCACAAAGGGCAACCAUGGAAGCUGCAUUAUACACUCCAUUUGCUCUUUCACCCAACCAAGUAUUCAAUGCGGCGAAUUAUGGAGAUAAAAAUUUUCCUUUGAAAUAUAGCAGAGAUCGGAGUGUUGUAAUGGCAGUGGCAACCCCUGGAAUAUUAGGGAAAGGUGGUGGGUUGUUGGAGAGGCCAACCAUAGAGACAACAUCUCCUGGUCGGGAAUCUGAAUUUGAUUUAAGGAAAUCGCGAAAAAUGGCACCGCCUUAUCGAGUGUUGCUGCACAAUGAUGACUACAACAAGAGGGAAUAUGUGGUGAAAGUGCUGAUGAAGGUGAUACCAGGAAUGACACUUGAUAAUGCAGUUAACAUAAUGCAGGAGGCACAUUGUAAUGGACUUGCAGUGGUGAUCAUUUGUACUCAAGUGGAUGCUGAAGAUCACUGCAUGCAGUUAAGAGGAAAUGGCCUUUUAAGUUCAAUUGAGCCUGUUGAUGGUGGGUGUUGAUAGACAGAAAGAUCAUUGACAUGAGAUUUGGUCUAAUAGUUUCAUUGGUAUGAUCAUAUAUAACAUAUCAUAUCAUACAUUGUCCAUAUACUGUCCACCUUUCCAACCAUUAAAGAUAGUUGUAUAGAAAAUUAAUGAGGGGGCAAAGGAAAGGGAUAGUGCUAGUUACUAUACAUACACAGGACAUAAAUUGCUACAAUCGGUAGCAUUACUUGGAUUCAACAUUUAAUAACUUAUACUAUCAUUAGUCCCUGCAUGGCCACCCUUCAUUUAAGCAAGGCUCUUGUAUAAGCAAGAAUCAGAACAUAGCCUAUAAAAUGGUUGUCUCUGAUAGGAAUAAUAAAUGUUUGUAUUUUGGACUAAGAUCAGUGGUUGAGGGACUAGGAUUAAGCAAAUAAAAAAGUGAGAAAUUUUUAUUAAAAAAUAAAGUAUCUAUUACAUUGAGAAUAAAAAGGUAUAAUAAAUAUUAUUUUUUAAUAUAAAUCAUUGUUUUUAAAUG
Abrus precatorius (Indian licorice) is the source of this 1122-nucleotide messenger RNA. Its product is annotated as ATP-dependent Clp protease adapter protein CLPS1, chloroplastic-like. NCBI's taxonomy places the organism in Eukaryota, Viridiplantae, Streptophyta, Magnoliopsida, Fabales, Fabaceae. The record is from RefSeq and is a predicted model, not a curated record. The transcript is spliced from 3 exons. Bases 144 to 623 code for a protein of 159 amino acids. Gene Ontology annotation, biological process: protein catabolic process; proteolysis.